This is a messenger RNA of Iphiclides podalirius (scarce swallowtail), 2391 nucleotides long. The record is from the annotation of a GenBank genome assembly. Lineage: Eukaryota; Metazoa; Arthropoda; Insecta; Lepidoptera; Papilionidae.
AUGCACCAACGGCUUGGUAGUUCGAGUGGCUCGCCAGGCACUCGAGCGGGGCGCCGCUCAUCGCUCGCCCUCACCCCCGAAGACGAGCCCUUAGUUGACGUCGCUAACAGAUCACCGCCGCCGUCGAACAUCCCUUCGGCCUUGCUGUACUCCCCUCCGGAACCACUUGAGCUGCUAUGCGUGUUCCCGGAGCGAGCUUCGCGCGCCCGCGAAGCCCUGGAUUCCUUCCGCCGCGACAUGGACACCCGUUUGCCGCACGUAGUGCUGAUCGACGCGCGCCAACCGCAGUCCCUCGACGCCAUUUUGUUGGCCAGAGCCAUAAAGGGAAUGAAAAAUACGCAGCACAUAAUUAUCGUGGCAAUUGUCAAGAAAAGUGCUUACCUGAAGGAUGACUUCGCCGUUCUGCCGUACCUGGAGGCGGGCUUCAGUCGGGUGAUGGUGGAGACGCUUGGGGCGACCGCUUGGUGCGCGGAGAUACUCCAGGCUCGAGCGGCGGCUGCCUCGGCCCGCGCUCAGAUCGGUGCGGUGGCAGCCCUGGCCGCCGCCACAGACAGGUGCCGCGACCUAGUCGCCGUCACCGACGACCAACAGAGGGUGCUGUUGACCAACAAAUCGUGGAGCCGUAUGCUCGGCUGGCGCUCGGACGACGGCCCCCGGCCGCUGACGGACACAGUGGGGGGCGAAGCCCUACGGUUGGCAUCGACUGGAGCGCGCGACUGGGAGGCUCCGGUCAUGCUACGGCGGAGGGCUGCGCCCGACCCAAUUCUGUUGCCUUGUCGGGGGGCGUCUGUUGCUCUGGCAAGGAGCACAUCGCACAUCGUGUUCGUAUGCGAGUCCAGCACCGACGGGGAGCGGGCUCGUGGCUCCUUACACUCCAUCAGGCGGGGCUCUCUGGACGUCCGCUCCGUCGCCUCCGAUGGCUUGCGUCGAACUUCCCUUGCCAAGCUGCAGGGCCUGCCGUUAGAAGCGCCCAUCACCAAGGUGAUAUCACUGCUGUCUACUGCUACCGAGGGCGCCCCGCCUUCCACCGUCGCUUGCAUCGAGCGUGCGGUUGACAUGCUGAGGACGUCCGAACUGUACUCACCGCAGAUGAAAGAAGACCCAAAGCUCAGGGCCGAGGACCCCAUCGCGACAGAUCUCAUCGGCGCCUUGCUAUCGCGGGAGCAAGUGAACACAAACUUGUUCUUCAUGCAAGGGCCGACCAACGUCUUGUCAUCCCGACGAAGCAGCAACGACUCUACCGUCGUCAGGUCCCAAACAAACAGGACCAACAUCAAGCACAAGACAUCGGGUCAGCUGCGCGAGCUACUGGACACGGCGCUGAGCUGGGAGUUCGAGAUAUUCCGCCUCGAGGACUUGACGCGGGGCCGCCCGCUCGCCCACUUGGGGCUGGCCCUGAUGGGGGGCCGCUUCGACGUGUGCUCGACCCUCGAGUGCGACGAGCGCACCCUGCUGCACUGGCUCACCGUCAUCGAGACCAACUACCACGCCGUCAACACCUACCACAACUCCACCCACGCCGCCGACGUACUCCAGGCUGUAGCGUACUUCCUGGAGAAAGACCGUUUGAAGACGCUGCUGGAGCCGUUGGAGGCGGCCGCGGCGCUCAUAGCCGCGGCUGCGCACGACAUAGACCACCCGGGCACCUCGUCCGCCUUCCUCUGCAACUCGCGCCACCCGCUCGCCAUCCUAUACAACGACGUCUGCGUCCUGGAGUCCCACCACUCGGCGCUCACAUUCAAGCUGACGCUUAAUGACGAACGCGUGAACAUUUUCAAGAAUCUCGACCGCGAAACAUACAAGACGGUCCGUCACAACGUCGUCGACAUGAUCCUAGCAACGGAGAUGACGAAGCACUUCGAGCACCUCGCCAAGUUCGUCAACGUGUUCUACGCCAAGGCCGGUGGCAGCAAAGAAGACGGCAUGCAAACCGACGAGCCACUGUCGUUAGACACUACAGCGUUGUCUCAGCCGGAGAAUGUAAUCCUUGUCAAGAGGAUGAUGAUAAAGUGUGCUGAUGUGUCCAACGCCUCCAGGCCUCAGAAGUUCGCCUUUGAAUGGGCAAGGAGGAUCGCUGAGGAGUACUUCCUGCAAACGGACGAAGAGAAGGCUCGCGAGCUGCCAGUGGUUAUGCCAAUGUUCGACCGCGCCACUUGCUCAGUGCCAAGAUCCCAGAUCGGCUUUAUCGAUUACAUCAUAAUCGACAUGAUGGAGGCCUGGGCAGCGUUCAUCGACAUGCCGGAGUUAGUGAACCACGCGCGCAACAACCACACCCGCUGGCGCGAGCUCGACGAGGCCGGCGUGAGCUCGAUGGCCGACGUGAAACGGGCAAUGCGCCAGCAGGCAAUACAAUCCCCGCCCACUUCCACCUCGCAGCCCACCGCCGAGGAG